This is a messenger RNA of Melospiza melodia melodia, 1627 nucleotides long. It is a transcript of the gene CMC4, whose product is annotated as C-X9-C motif containing 4. The transcript has 3 exons. NCBI's taxonomy places the organism in Eukaryota, Metazoa, Chordata, Aves, Passeriformes, Passerellidae. Gene Ontology annotation, cellular component: mitochondrial intermembrane space. The coding region runs from base 151 to 378 and encodes 75 amino acids. The record is from RefSeq and is a predicted model, not a curated record.
UAAAAGGUUCUCUCUCCACUGAAAUGCAGCCACCUUUGAGGUGGAAGCAGUUAAACCACACACAGCAGCAUCACACCAGAGUUUAGGACAGGCAGUGAAGAGGAGUAUUGUGACCUAGUGAAGCAUCAGGGGGAGUUCUAGUUCCUGAACAUGUCCCGGAAGGAUCCCUGCCAGAAACAAGCCUGUGAAAUACAGAAAUGCUUGCAAGCAAACAACUACGUGGAGUCCAAGUGUGAAGCUGCGCUCCAGGAGAUGCGGAAAUGCUGCGCUCGGUUCACCAAGGGCAGGUCCGUCUGUUGUUCAGGGUUUGAGAGAGAAGAAAUGGAGAGGGAAAAGGCUAAGUUGACUUCAAAAGGAAUUUCCCCACCACCUCAGUAACACAAAGCAUGGACUCACUUGAAGAGCUCGUGUGUGUUUUUUCAAGCCUUCUUUAGACUUUCAGAAAAGCCAGAUUGCUCCUGGAACACACCGUUCAGCACACCAAAAAGCAUUACACAGUACCAACAUAUGGCCUGGUUAACAAACUUUAUUUUCUGUACGAAAACAUAAUCUAUGUUGCCUCUGCAUCACACCUGUGAAAUGUCAACUUGAUGUCUUUAGGAUGCUUACCUUACUCUAAUCCAUCCUUGCUCUAAAAAUGGAGAAUUGGAACAGAGUUAUUCUGGCUUCUGGAGCGAGAGGUACAGGAAAUGAGCUCAGGAGAGUGAGUUUAAACAUGAAACAAACCCAUCUUGAUACAACAAAGGUAGUGCUGCCACCGUGCAGUAGCUCCAGACAACAUUUGCCUGUCCAGUGGUUCAAGCUCAAGAAUGGGCAUCAGGUCUGAUGAUUGUUCCUAAGUCUUGUAUAGAUCAUGAGUGACUGCACGUCACUUUGCCUAAGUGCCUCACUUUUCCACUGGACAGAGUUGUUUAUUUUAUAUUUGAAUUGCCUACACGCUGCUAUUUGCAUGAUAAAGAUAAAGAUGUUACGGGAAUAUAAUUUCAGGGAUUGCUACAGGGAUAGGAUAUUUUUUUAAAAAAGCAAUAUUCAUUUGAAAGAUUUGACUGUUGAUACAAAAUUUAUAAAUUUAUGUCUAAUUGAACACCUUUAAGCAAUAUGCUUUGAAUCCAAGUCUAGUUAAAACUGCUGAUACCCAAAGGCCUGUCACAGAGCCCUGGGCUAGAUCCAAGAACUGACUUAGGUGCUGCUUACUGAACAAGCAGUUGUAGGCAGUUAUUUUCCACACAACAUUCCAGACUCACUCCCAAGCCGGCUGUGUCUGGGCCCCAGGAGAGAUGGCUUUCCAGAAGCUCUCAGCCAUGCAGCAGAAUUUCCUGUGACCUGUAGGAAGAGCUCAUAGACAGGUUCCUGCACCACCCUUCAGAGCUGCCUGUCUGCUGUCCCCUGUAGCAGGAGUCCAGGCACCCAGAUAUCAGGCUCCCAACCCACUAGCCCUAACUCUGUAUUAGAUCUAGCCGUAAAGGACUUUUGUGCUGUGAUCAAGUACAACUUACUUAUGAAAUAGAGCUUCUAUAAACCACUGAGGUCUAGGCACAAUAGUUGUGUGUACUGAAGCCUAGAAGAGCAAACCAUCUGUAUUCACUGCUCUGAAAUACCAUGGUACAAAAUAAACGACUGGAACAAA